Messenger RNA from Penicillium longicatenatum, 363 nucleotides. RefSeq names its product membrane magnesium transporter family protein. Lineage: Eukaryota; Fungi; Ascomycota; Eurotiomycetes; Eurotiales; Aspergillaceae. The transcript is spliced from 3 exons. The coding region runs from base 1 to 363 and encodes 120 amino acids. Gene Ontology annotation, biological process: protein folding in endoplasmic reticulum. Gene Ontology annotation, cellular component: EMC complex. The record is from RefSeq and is a predicted model, not a curated record.
AUGAGCUUUCUUUCGCGUGUAGUCACACUGUUUGGGCUUGUUCUACUAGCUCACGCUGGUUACUCCGCCCAUGAACACACCGUCCUCUUCAGUAACGCUAACAUCGCCGCCAUCGCCACCUUACCGAGUGACAUUAUUAUCGAGACCCUGGCUGCGGUCCUAGCAGUCUCGAUUGGACUGGUCCUGGGCGCAGAAAAAUUGAAGCCGAUUAGCUGGCGCGACUGGGCGGGCGAGAUCGAGCGGGACGGUGGUGCGCGGAACCCGUACAUGGGGUUGGAGGAGCGAUAUGGAUUUUGGGAUAUUCGGGCCAAGCGAAAGGAGUUUGCAGACUGGGUCCGGGGUCCGGAUAUGUUAAAGGAGUAA